Molecule: messenger RNA, 813 nt
Organism: Caenorhabditis remanei
Lineage: Eukaryota; Metazoa; Nematoda; Chromadorea; Rhabditida; Rhabditidae
Exons: 3
Coding region: 1-813 (270 amino acids)
Source: RefSeq, a predicted model, not a curated record
AUGGGUUUAUACUGUCUCGACAGUAAUCCUUCGAAAUAUUUGUGGGAUGAUGCCUCGGGCUCUGCAGAUAGUUAUAAUAGUUUUGCAAGUGGUUUCCCUCUCGUCGAUAUCGGAAAAUGUGUUUACUACUCGGCGCAAGGGGCGUUGGCAGGAAAAUGGUUGAGCGGGGACUGCGAAAAAGAAACGAGAGCUUAUGUUUGUGAACUGCCUCAUACUUAUGCAGAUUCUUGUCAGUUCAAUUAUAACGGUCACUGCUACACCAUCCAUAAUCCAACGACCUUUGUUCAAGCUCAAUUUAUUUGUGAGCAGGAAUGCGGAAAUCUGGCUUCGAUUACAUCUGCAAACGAGAACAGAUACCUCCAAACACUAACGAAUAAUCUGGUUAUGGAUAGUUAUCUGAUAGGUGGAAUGUGGCCAUCUAUCAACGUAUUCAACUGGAUUGAUGGAUCUGCUACAAACUACAAUAAUAUAGAUCGAUAUGCUUCAUAUAAUGCAAACUGUAUGGCAGUCUCCAACUCAGCGUCACUCUCCGUGCCGCCUGGAUAUUGGUAUAGUACUAGUUGUACUACUACUCAUACCUUCAUCUGCAAACGACCUGCUGGUGUUAAAUGUAGUGGAACUCCUCCUCCAGUGACUAUCACCCCAGUCCCAUCAAACCCAUCAUUCUGCAACUCUACACUUCUCCUUGCACCUGGAGUCAUCACGACCCCCAAUUUUCCACAAAAUUAUGCUAACAACCAGUUCUGUUCAUAUCAAUUGAAUACCCUAGGAUCCUACAACAUUCUUCUCCAUUUUACUAGUUUCCCAGACUGA